AUGUAUUUUAUAACAAUAUAUAUAUAUAUAUAUAUAUAUUUAUUUACCCCUUUCGAGUUAUAUACAACUCCGCGUCUUCUUCCACUAUUUAACCGGCAACGGAAAGUACGAUUACUUUUUAAAGCACCAUUACCAACCUUUAAUAAAGCUAUACGUACCCGGAUAGUAAAAUAUCCCCUUUUGCAAAAGGCCAAUAAGGCCGCGUUUUGUUUGUUUAUAAUUGGUUGGUUAAUUAUUUUGUUAUGUAAUUUGUUAAAAUUUGCUAAAUUUAAUUAUUAUUGCUUUAGGCCCCAACCUUUAAGGUACGUACAAGGUAAUAACUUUGCCAAGCACGUAAAAAAGGUGCAUUUAAAAAUCGGAUUAAUGGUGGUAGCGGACGGGUGCAAGGCGGUAGCGCAAAGUUAUUAUCGGUUAUUUUAUCGGCGUUGUUGGUUUUUGGUUGAUUUGGCUUAUCGGCCUUUAUCGGAUUUCGAUUUUGGCAGGCCAGGGGCUUAA
This is a messenger RNA of Gaeumannomyces tritici R3-111a-1, 495 nucleotides long. RefSeq lists its product as hypothetical. The coding region runs from base 1 to 495 and encodes 164 amino acids. The transcript is spliced from 6 exons. The record is from RefSeq and is a predicted model, not a curated record. Lineage: Eukaryota; Fungi; Ascomycota; Sordariomycetes; Magnaporthales; Magnaporthaceae.